ACAGACUCUAAGAUGCCUCGCUCCUUAAGAGAGUGGUUCAAAGAUUACAGGUUAGAGCGACGCAUUCGCAAAAACCGCCUGGUCACUAAAGAUGGUCACUGCAACAUCGAGUUCGGCAAUGUAAUGCACAAAAAUGGCUUCGCCUAUGUCCUUGACUUCUGGACCACCUUGGUGGAGACGCGAUGGCGGUUCAUCCUUUUGUAUUUUGUGGCAUCCUACUGCCUUAACUGGUUCAUCUUCGGACUCUUCUGGUACUGGUUGGCCAGAAAUAAUGGCGACUUGUUUUGGCAAAAUCCAACACCAGAUCAUAAACCAUGCACUAUCAAUGUUAAUGAUAUGACUUAUGCUUUCCUCAAUGCAUUGGAGACCCAAACCGGAAUGGGGUGUGGCAAUCUGUUUGUCACUGAUCUAUGUCCUGGAGCCGUGCCUCUGAUUACAACCCAGAUGGUCAUAGGACUCUUUAUCAGUAUAUUCUGGUGUGGUAUAGUUAUAACCAAAAUCACCCUUCCAAAAAAGAGAGCCAAAACCAUCACCUUCAGCAAAUCUGCUGUCAUCUGCCCCAAAAAAGGCACUCUUUGCCUUCAAAUCCGUGUCGCCAACCUGCGCAAGACCUUAAUGAUCGGCAGUCAGAUUUACGGGAAGCUUCUGAGGACAACAGUCACUGGAGGUGAGACCGUCAUCCUGGACCAGGUCAGCAUUGACUUCAUGCUGGACGCUGGUAAGGACAAUCUAUUUUUCAUGUGUCCUUUAACCCUGUACCACAUCAUUGACAAAAGCAGCCCAUUUUUCGACAUGGCUGUGGACACUAUGCAUCAGCAGGACUUUGAGCUUGUGGUUUUCCUCGACGGCAUGGAUGAAUCCACCAGCUCCUCCUGCCAGGUCAGGACUUCAUACAUCCCUCAGGAGAUCAUGUGGGGCUAUGACUUUCUCCCGAUCAUCUCCCGCAGCAAAGAAAGAAGAUACCGAGUGGACUUUUCCAACAUUGCUAAAGUGGUGCCUGUUCCUACCGCACAUUGCUCCCGCUGUUACCACAAUGAGCCCGGAAACCAUCUCCAUCUCGAGAGCAUUGACAACAAGAGUUUUGAGGUGUUUGACUUGCAGCUUCCCAACGGCACCAACAUGUAAUGCUUUUUGACUGACUGGUCAACAUCUUGCACUAUGCCAGAAACAUUGAACACUAUGUCCCAAUCCAAGUUCUAUCCCUUUGCUCACCACCUUACCCCUUGUAUUAUGCAUUGACAUGAAGGCAUAAGGGUGUCCAAAUUCUGUGGAAAACCUUAAUAGCCCUUGAAAUGGAAAUUUUCCAGAACCACACUACUUGAAUUCCCUAUCAGAAAAGUAUAGUGGCUGGAAUUACCUUUUUAGUGUCUGGUGUUGUUUUGUUGUGUUUGCAUAGAUGAAUAUGGCCAUGGUGUAAAUGCACAGUACAGUUAUGAGCUUAUUACCACAUUAUAUCAUUAUGAUAACGUGAUAUUACGUGAUAUUGUUGCCUUCUGUGAUUUCCUUGAAGACAAAUACCAAAAAAUGCAACUGGAAUAACUACAGCAGUCGCCAUCAUCGAUCUCAUACAGUAUAAAGUAAGAGCUUGUGACGGCAUUUGGUAACGUGUGCUGGUGUUUUGUAGUGCGGUCCCAUUUCUUAGGGGUAAAUUUAAAGCCCUCCCAUCUCAGACACUGUUUCAGGGGCCAAGGGGAAGGGGUAAGGGUAAAACAAUUGCAUUGAGAUUGGGCCUAAUGUGAAAGAAGCAUUUCAAUCUCUCUAUUGGUACUUGAAUAGUAACACUGCAGGAUUUCUUUACUUUUAUCACAUGUAUUGCUUUACUCUUCACAAAAACAAUGGUUUUUGUUUCUUUCAUCUGAAAAAA
Molecule: messenger RNA, 1864 nt
Organism: Danio aesculapii
Lineage: Eukaryota; Metazoa; Chordata; Actinopteri; Cypriniformes; Danionidae
Product: ATP-sensitive inward rectifier potassium channel 1-like
Exons: 1
Coding region: 13-1125 (370 amino acids)
Biological process (GO): potassium ion import across plasma membrane; regulation of monoatomic ion transmembrane transport
Cellular component (GO): plasma membrane
Molecular function (GO): ATP-activated inward rectifier potassium channel activity
Source: RefSeq, a predicted model, not a curated record